This is a messenger RNA of Racocetra persica, 161 nucleotides long. Lineage: Eukaryota; Fungi; Glomeromycota; Glomeromycetes; Diversisporales; Gigasporaceae. The record is from the annotation of a GenBank genome assembly.
ACGCUGAUGCGUGGAACCAUUACUUCCUCAAAAAGCACCUAGAAGCAACAGUGCAUAUGUCUCAUGAUGCUUUGGUAUCGGAGCUGAAAACGUUGAUUAAAGACUUAAAACGUGGAACUGAAGAACGAAAGAAAGCACAGUCAAUAAGAAGUGAACUUAAG